This is a messenger RNA of Dendrobium catenatum, 1830 nucleotides long. RefSeq names its product tol-Pal system protein TolB-like. The record is from RefSeq and is a predicted model, not a curated record. NCBI's taxonomy places the organism in Eukaryota, Viridiplantae, Streptophyta, Magnoliopsida, Asparagales, Orchidaceae.
UAUUUUUAAAUUUUUAAUAACAUGCAUUUAAUGCACAUUUUUACUAGUUCCAAUAAAUGUGCCAUAUAUUUUGGUGAUUUACUGUUUACUAAAUUUAAAUUAUUAUAUGUACCUUUUGCUUUGUUUCAAUUUCGCACCCUAUCCUUAAAAUUUAGCCCUUAAGUCUUAGGUAAUAUUCGAACUAUACAUAAUGCAUCGCACCGAAUUGACCACGAGUUCUCAUUUCUUAAUGGAGGAUAGACGUCAGAACUAGCCAGAAGAGAUAGACUAUUUGAGCAGCCGAGCGGCCAUAUUUAACGCCGUGGUUGUAAGCUGAUUUCAUAUAUUGAACAACCCUUCGUUAUAAUGGAUGUCCAGGGAACUAUCAUCUUCUCAACCCUCGGAUUGCUCACCUACGGCUUCGAUGUCUUUUCCACUGUCCUCGCCGCCGACCAUAUCGCCAAUGAAGACAUAACAGAAAGCCGUCGUACCGAGGCGUCUCCGUCAAUUUCAACGCUCAGUUCGCCGAUAAGUCCAGCGAAACUGUUGCCUUCAUCUCCGAGCGAACCGGCUCCGCUAGACUCUAUCAGACAUCCUCGGCUGGAGACGAAAUCAAAUUGCUCCCAACAAACCAAAAUAGCCUUUUCCACGACCGGCCCACCAUUAACAACGGCCGCGUGUUCUACGUCUCCGCCCAUGGGCCGCAGUCUACAUGACUCAGCUUGACACAGAGGAGGCUAUUCGGUUAACCCCAAUUGGAUCUGUCGACUUCAGCCCAGCAGUUUCGGAGUUGGGCCAGCUCGUCGCCGUUACAUCCUAUGGGUCUCGGCCAUGGAAAGGUGAUUUCCACACUCUCAAAAUCGAGAUCACCAUCUUUAGUGUCUCAAAACUGGAAAACUGGACCAUCAUUGCCGGCAGUGGCGGAUGGCCGACUUUUUCUGGUGAAUCAACAAUAUUUUUCCACCGUAAGGCCGACGAUGGCAGGUGGAGCGUCUACCGCAUCGAUCUACAUGAAAUUCUCGAAGAAAACAUAGCUCGUCGUAUUACCCCGCCUGGGCUACACGCCUUCACGCCCGCUGCAUCGAACGAUGGGAAGUAUAUAGCGGUUGCACGCGCAGGAAAGGGAUUAAAUUUCGCCACAUCGAGAUUUUUGAUCUCAAAUCAGAAUGAUUCUAUCCGAUUACAAAGACAUGACUCGAAUCAGCUCAGAUACCAUCGAUUCAGAGGAGAAUCGAAUGAAAAGGUACUAAAUCUCCUUCUCGUGGCUUCUCCAAUUCAAGUGCUCCAGCUUCUUCGGCUUCACGGCCCAUUCCCAUCUUUUUCCCCUGCCGGAUCUGACGGUUUGAAAUGGUGGACUCUGCUUAAAUCUCCCACUGCGUUCUACACGACAUGGAGUCCUGUUGAGAAGGGCAUUAUCCUCACCUCUAUCGGCCCGAUCUUUGAUUCUAGCAAGGCCACAGUCCAGAUUGCCCGGAUCUCUUUUAAUCCUGACGAUCUUGAUGAAAAAAAGGAGGAAAUCUAUGCCGAUGUGAAGAUCCUUACCCGUGGAGGUACCGCCAACAAUGCAUUCCCAUCGUGCUCACCGGACGGGAAGCACAUUGUUUUUCGAUCUGGGUGAUCCAGCCACAAGAAUCUCUACAUCCUCGAUGCCAUCGACGGAGAAAUUGUCGAUAGUGGUGGGAUUCAGCAACUAACGGAGGGCGAGUGGGUCAAUACGAUGCCAGUGUGGUCGCCGGAUGGCGAGCUGAUCGCAUUUUCAUCUAACCGGCACAAUCCGUCUAAUCCGAAGGCUUACAGCAUAUAUUUGGUUCGACCUGAUGGCUCAAACCUGUGACGGGUACACGUUGCCGG